AUGAAGCGACUUUCAGCUACUGCGCUGCUUGCGAGCUAUCUCGGUCUUGCUUCGACCCUCGACUUUCAUGUCCCCGAAAGCCUGCCGACCAACGCUAGUCCUCGGCUCUCGGUGGCACCCGUUGGGGUUUCGAUCGAGUUUUUCGCAUUUCCUGGAUAUGUCACAAACGUGCCUGCGACGAAAACAUGUCUUCAGAACCUCAAAGACCUGACAGGUACUUGGCCGCCGCUGAGAAUUGGAGGGACAACCCAAGAUCGAGCCACAUAUGAUGCAUCGUCUACAGAGGCCGUGACCUACAAUGUUGCUGAUCCAAAAGACGCCCCAGAGACCCUCACGUUUGGUCCAAAGCUCAUCUCCUUGGCUUCCGAGUACGGCGGCAGGGUGACACUAGGCCUCAAUCGCCGUCUCAAUAACCUUGCCAACACGAUCGCGGCCGCAAAGCUAGCAAAAAACUCCAUCCCCAAUCUCCAUGCCGUAGAACUUGGUAAUGAGCCGAACUUCUUCUCAAAGAACGAUCCCAUCGCCCAAGGAGCAGCCUGGAGUCCUGCAGCGGACUACAAGUCCCAAGUUGCAUGGCAAGACAACGUCUGCGGGAAUCUUUCCACCGACGCUCUGAUUUCUGCUGGAGUCUAUUUCGGGACCGCUCCCAUGAGCAUCAACGGUCUCACGGCCACUGAGGGCGAUGCGAACCGAUAUGUGAAGCAGUACUGUUCUCAUAACUACCCUCAAUCUAAAGGCACGGCAGACCUUCCCAAGCUCAUGGGCCAUAGUUCGAUUGCUACUCAGAUUGCACCAUUCAAAGCAGAGAUUGCCGCAGCGAAGUCCAAGAACCGACCCCAUGUAUUUGGGGAGACAAACUCUGCAACUCAAGGAGGAGGUGGAAUAAGUCAAACAUACGGAGCAGCCCUUUGGAUCCUUGAUUAUACUAUGCAGAGCCUGGUUUUGGGCACAGAGGCGUUCUACUUUCAUCAAGGAACGAUUGGUAACUGUGCGUACUGCUGGUGGGGAAAGUACUCAAUGGGCGCUCCGUACUACGGUGCCUAUUUUGCUACUCUUGCCCUCGCUGGGGCUGACAACAUAGCGCCUCUUGAUGACCAGACCACCCCUUACGCGGCGUACGUUAUUUACAAAGCUGGCCGGCCUGCGAAGGUCCUUCUCUACAAUUCCGAUUACUACGUUACCGGCGUACGUUCUCAGCAAUCGUUCAGACUGACUGGUUUGUCCGCUUCGACGGUCACCGCCAAGCGACUGACAGCCCCAUCCUCAACCUCCCGGGUUGAUCGCGGGGCUAAUCCAUCUAUUGCUGGACAGACUUUUGAGAAUGGAUCGUGCGUAAUCAAGGGCCAGAGCCAGGAUGAGAUUGUUACGGUCGUGGCCGGGAUAGCUACGUUCACGGUCGAGGCGUCGGAGGCGUUGUUGGUUUACCUCUAA
Clonostachys byssicola is the source of this 1431-nucleotide messenger RNA. The record is from the annotation of a GenBank genome assembly. NCBI's taxonomy places the organism in Eukaryota, Fungi, Ascomycota, Sordariomycetes, Hypocreales, Bionectriaceae.